UGACGGGCAGGGCCGCCUCUGCCGCCGCCGCCGCUUUGUAAGAGGCACAUUGGCAGGUAACGAGCGGCGGCGGCGGCGGCGCGUCCCGAGUCCAACGAGAGCAGCAGCGAUUUUGUAUUUUGUACAUACAUUAUUUUGUAUAUUCUGUAUAUGAUGACUUCGGUGAGCAACGAUCGUUGCCGAGGUGCUCGGGAAAAACCACAGAUGCCAACAACACAUGUAGCACAGCCACAGAAACAAGUGGUGCAGGCAACAGCUGAACAGAUGCGGCUCGCACAAGUGAUCUUUGAUAAGAAUGAUUCAGAUUUUGAAGCUAAAGUUAAGCAGCUUAUGGAAGUGACAGGGAAAAAUCAGGAUGAGAGCAUAGUGGCCCUUCAUGACUGCAAUGGGGAUGUGAACAAAGCCAUCAAUGUGCUGCUGGAGGGAGACUCAGACACAACAUCAUGGGAGACUGUAGGGGGGAAGAAGAAGAAUUUUGUAAAAGAAAGCUCAGAAAACAAAGAAAACAGAGAGAAGAGAACUGAGAGAGAAACAAGUCGUGGACGGGGAAGCAGCGCCCGCAAAGGAAGAGGUGGCAGCAGAGGCAGAGAGUUCAAAGGUGAGGAGAAUGGAGUUGAUAGCAACCAAGCAGACAAGCCUUCAGAGCGAGGCAAGCGGGGCCGAGGCAGAGGAUUUGGACGUGGCAGAGGCAGAGGGGCAGGAAGGUUCUCUGCUCAAAGCAUGGGGACAUUCAACCCUGCAGACUAUUCAGAGUCCGCAUCUACAGAUAGCAAUGGGACAAAGUCGGGAGUUUGGGAAGCUGCUCAGAAUGGCACAGAUGAGGGCACUGAAGGGAUGGGAAAGCCUCACAGUAUAUCUCAGGAGCUGCCAAAUAAAAGGUCUUAUGGACUCAAAGGUGCCUGGAAAAAUUCUGUGGAAGAGUGGACAACAGAAGACUGGACUGAAGAUCUCUCUGAAACCAAGGUUUUCACUGCUUCGUCCGUUCCAGCAGAGAACCACAUCACCCCUGGGCAAAGCAUUGAUCUGGUGGCCUUGCUCCAGAAGCCUGUCCCUCCCACUCAAGCCGCAGAAGCCAACUCCUUUGAAGCAUCCCAGCAGCAGGGCUUUGGCCAAGCCCUUGUCUUCACAAAUUCUCAACAUAGCCAUCAGACGGCACAAGGGACUGGCGGCUCCACUUCUGCCAACGCUUACUCUCCUCAGAGACUGUCAUCCGUCCUGGGCUCGGGAUUUGGAGAACUGGCCCCAUCAAAGAUGGUGAAUAUCUCCAGCUCCCAGAUUUUGGACAAGUUGAAAGCACCAAGUUUGAGUGCAUUUGCUGCCACUUCAACUGCACAGCAGAACAGUACAAGUUCCCCAGCCACUACUGCUUCCUGGGACCUCAAGCCCUCAGCAUCCCAGUCCUCGGUCCUCAAUCAUUUUGACUUCAAAUCUCAGCCCGAGCCAUCCCCAGUUCUUAGCCAGUUGAGCCAGCGACAGCAACACCAGACCCCGGCAGUCAGUGUUCCUCCUCCUGGUUUGGAGUCCUUUGCUUCCCAGGCAAAACACCGAGAAUCAACACCUGGAGAUGGCUCGUCUUCUGUCAACAGACUUUUGCAGCUUCCCAACAUGGCUGUUGAAAAUAUCGUAUCUGCCCACCAACCACAGCCCAAACACAUCAAACUCCCUAAGCGCCGGAUACCUCCAGCUUCUAAGGUUCCUGCUUCAGCAGUGGAAAUGCCUGGCUCUGCAGAUGUCACAGGGUUGAAUGUUCAGUUUGGGGCCCUGGAAUUUGGGACAGAGCCAUCUCUCUCUGAUUUUGGAUCAGCAGCUUCAGCCAGUGAAAAAAACAAUCAGAUGCCUGUCAGCUUGUACCCGAAGACUUUAAGUGACCCUUUGAAUGCCUCUUUACCAAUGACCAGUGCUGUACAGAACUCCACCUACACAACUUCAGUCAUUACCUCCUCCAGUCUGACCAGCUCGUCCUUGAGCUCCACUAGUCCAGUAACAACGUCUUCCUCUUAUGACCAGAGUUCUGUACAUACAAGGAUUGCAUACCAAAGCCCUGCGAACCCCCCGGAUUCAACUCCAGGCUCUGUUGCUAAUGGACAUGGUGGUGGCCGAAGUCAGCACACAGUAGACACCCCGUCAUGCGUUCCGGCUGCAAAGACGACAGACCCCCCCGCCCUCCCGUCCGUGGGCUCCCUGCCCAGCACCAGCUGCUGCCCCGCGCUCCUGCCCUCUUCAUCCCCGCACACGGCCGCUCUGCCCUCCUUGUCCCAGUCUGGUGACCUGCCCAGCAGCCCCCUUUCUCAGCUCAGCAGUUCUCUCUCCAGCCACCAGAACAGCUUGUCCUCUGCACAUGCAGCGCGUCCCGCAAGCUCGCCCCACACACAUGCCAGUGUGGAGAGCACCCCAUCCUCAGCCACCUUCUCAACAGCUGCCACCUCUGCCCCAAAUGCCGCAUCCUCGGGGGUUGUCUUGCCUGGGAGUAGCCUGUGCCUGGGUGGGAGCACUGUGAGUGUGGCCGGCAACAGCACCAGGGCCACAGCCUUGGUGACCUCAGGCAAAGCACCCCCAAACCUGCCUCAGGGGGUGCCUCCUCUGCUACACAAUCAGUACCUCGUGGGCCCUGGAGGGCUGCUUCCUGCUUACCCGAUCUAUGGAUAUGACGAGCUCCAGAUGCUGCAGUCGCGGCUGCCGAUGGAUUACUAUGGAAUUCCCUUUGCAGCACCAACAGCCCUUGCCAGCCGAGAUGGGAGUUUAGCUAGUAAUCCGUAUUCAGGUGAUAUCACAAAGUUUGGCCGAGGAGACUCUGCAUCCCCUGCACCUCCAACGACACCAGCUCAGGCACAGCAGGGCCAAUCCCAGACCCACCACGCGGCACAGCAGCCCUUUUUGAAUCCUGCUCUGCCCCCUGGCUACAGCUACACCGGCCUCCCCUAUUACACAGGCGUGCCCAGUGCCUUCCAGUAUGGGCCCACUAUGUUUGUCCCGCCAACCUCAGCGAAGCAGCACGGUGUGACCCUCAGCACUCCCCCUUUUCAGCAGGCCAGUGGCUAUGGGCAACACACUUACAGCACUGGUUAUGAUGAUUUGAGCCAGGGGACAGCGGCAGGAGACUAUACCAAGGGUGGCUAUGGUGGAUCAUCACAGGCACCAAACAAGUCGGCUGGAUCUGGGCCUGGCAAAGGAGUAUCAGUGUCUUCAGGCACCACUGGCCUGCCAGAUAUGACUGGGUCUGUCUACAACAAGACACAGACGUUUGACAAGCAGGGAUUUCACGCAGGGACACCCCCACCUUUCAACCUGCCCUCUGCCUUGGGCUCCACUGGGCCCCUGGCCCCUGGGGCCGCCCCCGGCUACGCAGCCGCACCAUUCCUGCACAUCAUGCCUGCCCACCAGCAGCCGCACUCCCAGCUGCUGCACCACCUCCCCCAGGACACCCCGAGUGGCUCUGGUCAGCGCAGCCAGCCCAGCUCCAUGCAGCCCAAGUCUCAAGCCUCCAAACCCACCUAUGGCAACUCUCCGUACUGGACAAACUAGACCCUGAAAAAAGAGAGGGUGGGCUCUUGUGCAGGAGAAAACCAUGGAGCACAUUUCUGGGAGCCCAGUGCCCUUUCCUAGAAUUCUGAGACGUAACUGUCAGCUGAGCCUCUGUGGGAAGCCUGCUCCCAGACCCACUGUUGUAUGUAAUGUAUUUAUGUAUGUAUUUGUAAAUGUGACAGAAGCCUGGAGGCGCUGGGGUGUGGCUACCGGGUAGCAUGCAAGUGUGCUCCCCGUCUGGACACCUCACUGUAGCCGUCUGCCCCACCCCGCCCCUUCUGCUUUCGGGCCUUCCACGCGGCUCCCAGCCCAGUGGCUGCUUGGUAUGCCACUGAAGGGAUGGACGGUGGUUUGGGGACUGGGGUCAGAUACCAAUGAAGAAUCACGACUUUUCUUUAUCUCAUUGUUUUUCCCUCUGUAAUUACUUCAUACUUGUUGAGAAAUUGAUCCUUUUGUCAUUUGUCAUGGUCCCCUUUAACAAAUCUUAUCUGGGAUAGCAGAGGUGACAUGCCUGUCUGUACAGCCAGGCGCCCUGCUCUUGGUCUGGUCCUGCCCUCGGCCUUACCUGUGACCAACCAUUUAAAGAAUCUGAACUGGGUCUCAGAGAUGUUCAGCCAGUCAGCUCCCUUGUGAAGAAAUCAAAGGUUGCUUCCAUCUCAGUGAAAGCCUGUCUCCAAACAAAGGCUCCUCUAUUCCAGUUGUCCUGAACCAGGCGGGCAACUGUUUCAGGGUUCUCUCUCACCCAAACUCCACCUAAUAAAGUUCUUGAGAGCA
This is a messenger RNA of Mesocricetus auratus (golden hamster), 4296 nucleotides long. It is a transcript of the gene Ubap2, whose product is annotated as ubiquitin associated protein 2. The transcript has 29 exons. The coding region runs from base 151 to 3522 and encodes 1123 amino acids. NCBI's taxonomy places the organism in Eukaryota, Metazoa, Chordata, Mammalia, Rodentia, Cricetidae. Gene Ontology annotation, cellular component: nucleus; cytoplasm. The record is from RefSeq and is a predicted model, not a curated record. Gene Ontology annotation, molecular function: protein binding.